This is a messenger RNA of Hylaeus anthracinus, 2526 nucleotides long. Its product is annotated as alkylglycerol monooxygenase-like. The record is from RefSeq and is a predicted model, not a curated record. Gene Ontology annotation, biological process: lipid biosynthetic process. Gene Ontology annotation, cellular component: endoplasmic reticulum. The coding region runs from base 147 to 1499 and encodes 450 amino acids. NCBI's taxonomy places the organism in Eukaryota, Metazoa, Arthropoda, Insecta, Hymenoptera, Colletidae. Gene Ontology annotation, molecular function: oxidoreductase activity; iron ion binding. The transcript is spliced from 10 exons.
UUUAAUUCAUGCAAAAUAUUGUUAUAGCAUCGUCGUCGCGCCUUUAGCACGUACGGCCGUGGAAGAAACAUUUCGCGCUCGCGCACAUUCGCGUGUCCUCGCGACUAUCCGAAGUUCACGGAGAAAAAAAAAAACAGGCGUAGAAAAUGACCAUUUUACUCCUUGAUCUUUUCGGCCGAUUAAAACACGUGUGGAAACUUUGGUACCUGGUUAAUCCUCGCGAAACAACUUUUGAAUUCGCGUACGAAGUUCCCGAUUAUCAACAACAGGUAUGGUUUCCGUUCUUCAUUCUUAUCAUACUGGAGCAGAUCAUACUAAGAAUGAAGAAAAAGAGGUUUCGUUUCAACGAUCAAAUAACAUCAUUAUCUCACUGGAUGUUUCAAGAAACUGGCCGUAUCCUCUUCCGCGGCGCGGAAUAUUACGUAUACAUCGUAAUUUACGAGAAAUAUCACUGGUGGAAUCUGCCCUGGAACUCAGCAUGGACUUGGUGGAUCACUGCUGUUGGGGUGGAUUUUUGUUACUAUUGGGUUCACCGCAGUAACCACGAGGUACACUUUUUAUGGGCUCACCAUCAAGUGCACCAUAGUAGCGAGGAGUUCACUCUCGCGGUUGGUCUGCGGCAGUCUGUGUUGCAACACUGGUGUAACUUCAUGUUUUAUUUGCCUCUUGCCUUAUUUAUAUCUCCGUCCCAUUUCAUUGCACACAACCAAUUCAACUUAAUUUAUCAAUUAUGGAUUCAUACGACAGUCAUCGACGAUCUUGGCCCGUUGGAAUUAAUAUUUAAUACUCCGAAACACCAUCGCGUCCACCACGGUUGUAACCUGUACUGCCUAGACAAAAAUUACGGCGGAGUACUUAUUAUAUGGGAUAAAUUAUUCGGAACGUACAUGGAGGAGAAGAAAGAUAAUAAAAUAAUUUAUGGUUUGGUCGUCAGCCCUCAGUCUUUUAAUCCGCUGUAUUUGCAGACGUUUUACGUUUACCAAACAAUCCAAAAGAGUUUACGGAUGUCGUCCGUGGCGGACAAAUUGGCCGUUUUUUGGAAAGGUCCAAGUUGGUUUCCAGGUUCUCCUCGCCUGGGUCUCGACGAAUACAAAGUAAACGUCACAAACAGGUAUAAAUACGAUAACUAUGUGCCUGUGUGGCAAAUCAUUUACAUAACUGUCCACUUCUGUCUUGUUUUCUACGAACACCUUCAAUUAUAUGACGAAACGCAGGAGUUAAAGUCUACGUAUUCCACGAUCAUAGUUAUCAAUAACAUAUGUGCCCUCACUACCAUCGGAUUAUUAUUCGACAAAUCGAAGUAUGCCUGUGUCGCUGAAUUUAUAAGAUGCUUGGUUUAUUUAAGUUUUUUAUUGGUAUACGACGAUUUAACAUAUCAAUUGAUAAUACACGUCGCUUUAAUGCAUAUCGAAUUCACGAUAACCGCGUGGUUGUACUCCGUGUAUCUUGUAUCCUGUUGCAUUUGGAUUUCGUAUUACCUUAUCGUAGGAUGGAAAUAAAAAACUUCUAAUUCAUAUCGUAGAAAAGCUGAUUCAAUUAAUCGUAAUUCAAUCUAUAUAUAUAUUAUACGUGUGUAUGCUGUGUCUGAGCGUAUUGAAAUUUUAUAUUUUCUAUGUAAAGUAAAAUGAAAUGUUACAAGUAUAAAACGGUGUUGAAAGCGUUGACUCAACAGAGUAACAUUGGUAAAAAUAGUCGAUGCAUUAUUAUCUUUUUUUGUACGUACGUUUACAUAAUAAAUGAUAAAUUAUUUUAUAAUGUUAUGCAUUUGUUACAAUUAAUCAGUAUUAUGAAAUGUAUUAUACUUAUAAUAAUAUGUAAUAAUUGUUGUAUGUCAAAUGUACCAUAAAUAAGACCACUGCUACCGAUAGCUGAAGCGCAAGCGUUAACGACAGAGAAGACAUCCUGCUCAUGCUACAUUCCAUCGAGUCAGCGCAAUCUAUUAACAUAAUCUUCGAACAUCCUUGAGCGUGGGCGUCGCGUAUUGCGACGACCCUGUGCAGAAUUUCUCUCCUCCUCGGACGUUUCAACUGCAUUUGUCCUUCCUUUCAUCGUUAUCUAUCGUAAUCUGUAAUUUAGGGAGGAUAAGAUGAAUUAAGGAGAGUGAAAGAUUCGACUCGAAACACGUCCUGCUAGUUGUCCUGUUUAGGGCAAUUCUUCCAAGUUAUCAAAGGUUUGAGACAAUAUAAGGGUCGAAUGACGCGAUGUCAGUGAAGAAGCUAGCUGUAUCUGGAAGUCUGAUAUAAUAAUAUUAGAAUUUCUAUGUUUAAUAUUUUAUUAUAAUAAAAUGAUUUGAGGUAGUUUUGUCAAGGAGUGUAAGCAGCUUCCUUUGAAGGAUUCGAGGUUUUGCGAACAUAACUGUAACAGUGAUAUAUCACUGUUCCAAUGUUCAAUCCCAGUUAUUAAAAACUUUGAGAUGUCAAAGAAAGUGAAUUCGUAUCGUAGGACUGUUACAGUAAACUGUAUUGAAAUUGUAAAAUGCUUUCACCGUUUUUAUAUUUUAUUUUAAGCAAACAACUUUGUGUACCU